CUUCGGUUCUCUGUCCGCUGCUCGGUCUGCCGUCAUAUUGGCUGCUAGCGUAGCGGCUGGAGUGGCCACGGUGGUAAAGAGGAUCUCCACGAUGGUGAAUAACGGGAUUCAAAAAGAUUAACAUUAUAUAAUAGCUUUUUUAAAAAAGUUAUUCGCGAUGAUACCAAGGAUUAUCCGUAUACUUUCAGCGCUUUUGUCUGAGCCCGAGGUCCGCCAGGGAGAUGUGUGCCAGCCUUCUUUUAAUGGCCAUUUUUUGCAGACAAAGAGCUGUUGAAUAGAAAAGACAAAGGUCCCAGAGGCUCCUGUGAAAGGUGGGCAACAUGUGGAGUAACCUGAAGAGCAAAUGCCAAACACUCUUCCACCACAACAAUAACAACAACAGUUCUGGGCCCAGUGACAGCAGUGUUGAGUCAGAUGUCCUCCACUGUGUGGUGGAGGUUGGCCAGGGUGGUGACUCAGGUGAGACCCCGUCAUCUGGAACCUCCACACCUUCAAGAAACCUCUCACCAGUGCCAUUUGUAAGUGCAGGACGCCGUCAUCACAACUGUGUGUCGGAUAUCCCUCAAAUAGUAGAGAUUACAGUGGACAAGGACCCUGACGAUGUGUGGGGAGGCGCAGGCAGUGUUCUCCUUACACGGAGGGACUCUUAUUCUCGCCAUGCUCCAUGGGGUGGCAAGAAAAAACACUCUUGUUCCACCAAAACCCAGAGCUCUUUGGAGGCAGAUAGACGGUCUGGGCGCAUGCGUGGUUGUGGGAACCGAAGGGACAGACGAUAUGGAGUCACCUCCAUCCAAGAGAUGAAUGAUUCUGUGUCUGGAGGACGUAGUCUCAGUGCUCGGUCUUUACGCCAGCGGCUAAGUGACACAGUAGGUCUAUGCUUACCCUUGCCAGCACGCAGACGCUCAAAUUCAUCUAAGACUCCUGUUACCCCCAAACGUAAAAUCCACUUAACAGAGCUCAUGUUAGAGACUUGCCCAUUUCCACCAGGCUCAGACCUUGCACACAAGUGGCACUUGAUCAAACAACACACAGCACCAGUCAGCCCACAUUCCUCCACUGCUCUUUUGGAUGCCUUUGACUCAGCUCAGCCUUCUCCUGAGGAUGAGGAGGAACGUCUGCGUGAGCGCCGCAGGCUUAGCAUUGAGGAGGGUGUGGACCCACCACCGAACGCGCAGAUUCACACUCUAGAAGCCUCAGUGCCAGGUUCCUCUCUCUACAAACUGGGACCAAAGAUGGCUCCUGGCAUGGGAGAGGCCUCUGGGGAGGGCUGGGCCUCAGUCCCCAGCACUUCUGUUGGUGUUGGGUCAUCAGGAGCCUGUGGGAAUGUGCUAGGGACUGCAGUAUCAGCACAGGACUGUGAUUCUGAAGAGGACUCAACCACCCUCUGUCUACAAGCCAGGAGACCAAAGCAGAGGCACGCAUCUGGGGAUGGUCACCAGAGUCGACAGCAACCUGGACCCUGGAAAGUUCAUACGCAGAUUGACUACAUCCACUGUUUGGUGCCGGACCUGUUACAGAUCACAGCUCUGCCCUGCUACUGGGGUGUGAUGGACCGCUAUGAGGCUGAGGCAUUACUAGAUGGACGGCCAGAAGGUACCUUUUUGCUGCGUGACUCAGCCCAAGAGGACUACCUCUUCUCAGUUAGCUUCCGCCGUUACAACCGCUCACUCCACGCCCGCAUUGAGCAAUGGAACCACAACUUCAGCUUUGAUGCUCAUGACCCUUGCGUUUUCCACUCGUCCACGAUCACAGGACUGCUGGAACACUAUAAAGACCCCAGCGCCUGUAUGUUUUUUGAACCGCUGCUUACAUCACCCCUCCAUCGGACCUUCCCCUUUGGCCUGCAACACCUGGCACGAGCCGCCAUUUGUCGCUGGACCACUUAUGAUGGUAUUGGUGCACUGCCCCUGCCCCCUGCCAUGCAAGACUUCCUUAAGGAGUAUCAUUAUAAACAAAAAGUACGAGUUCGCUGGCUGGAGAGGGAACCGCCACCAAAAGUCAAAUAGAUAUGGCGCUCCCAUGAACUCUAGAGGAUACUACAGUAGAACUACAGAACUUGAAAAAUUUCUCAUUAGUUAGUUAGAGGCUAUGAUGACAUGGCUGUCUUUCUGAUAGGGGAUGUAAUUUAAAUGUAACAAGCUAUACAGAAUUCAUUCUAAUCUUUUAGUUAUUACUUACAGGAAA
Molecule: messenger RNA, 2184 nt
Organism: Thalassophryne amazonica
Lineage: Eukaryota; Metazoa; Chordata; Actinopteri; Batrachoidiformes; Batrachoididae
Gene: socs5b
Product: suppressor of cytokine signaling 5b
Exons: 2
Coding region: 321-2006 (561 amino acids)
Biological process (GO): intracellular signal transduction; phosphatidylinositol phosphate biosynthetic process
Cellular component (GO): phosphatidylinositol 3-kinase complex
Molecular function (GO): 1-phosphatidylinositol-3-kinase regulator activity
Source: RefSeq, a predicted model, not a curated record